UAUUAAGGCAAACCGCUAAGAAGUCAGUACUGAUGGCCAAACUAAGCCCUCUCUUCAUUCUUCUCUUUCUUCAUCUGGUACUCGCAUCAACUUCUUGUGAGAGUACAACAUACAAAUCCAAGCAUUAUUUGCCGAAAACACAUGUCGCUUUAUUCAUCUUCGGGGACUCGUUCUUGGACGCCGGCAACAACAACUACAUCAACACCACAACUCUUGAUCAGGCAAACUUCUGGCCUUACGGAGAGACCUUUUUCGGGUUCCCGACGGGAAGAUUCUCCGAUGGACGCUUGAUAUCGGAUUUCAUUGCUGGAUAUGCCAAUCUUCCCCUGAUUCCUCCAUUUCUACAACCGGGUUUUCGCCAUUAUUAUGAUGGAGUUAACUUUGCAUCUUCUGGAGCUGGUGCUUUGGAUGAGACUUUUCAAGGAUCGGUAAUUGAUCUAAAAACACAGCUAAGGUUUUAUAAGAAGGUGGAGGCUCGGUUGAGACAGAAGUUAGGCAGUGCUGGAGCUGAAGUGACGUUGUCAAAAGCUGUCUACUUGUUUAGCAUUGGCACCAAUGAUUACAUGAGCACUUUCUUAACCAGUUCCACAAUUCUAAGCACCUACUCCAAAUCAGAAUACAUUGAGAUGGUGAUUGGUAACUUGACAGCUGUCAUCAAAGAAAUAUAUACACUUGGUGGCAGGAAAUUUGGGUUUAUGAACCUGCCAGAAUUUGGUUGUUUUCCUGGGGUAAGAAUAAUCAAACAACAUCACACAAAUGGACGCUGCUUAAAAGAAGCUUUAUCUCUUACAAAGUUGCAUAACCAGGCUCUUUCUAAGCAACUCAUGAAACUAGAAAAGCAGUUGAAAGGUUUCAAAUACUCGCUCUACGACUUGAACAGCUGUCUCAGACAAAUAGUGAAUCAUCCCUCCAAAUAUGGAUUCAAGGAAGGGAAAACAGCUUGUUGUGGAACAGGGAAGUUUAGAGGAGUGCAUAGCUGUGGAGGAAAAAGAAUGGGGAUCAAGGAGUACAAUCUUUGUGAGAAUCCCAAUGAAUAUGUUUACUGGGACUCUUAUCAUCUCACUGAAAACGUCUACAAACAACUUGCCGAUCAAAUGUGGAGAGGGACAGCCAAUUCCCACACUGUUGGGCGCUACAAUCUGAAGGAUCUCUUCCUAGCUUAGAAACUUUUUAAUACAAGUCAAAGUCACCAAAUAUAUUGUUGGGAGUGGCCUCAAAUUAAGCCCACAAGCAUGUUAAUUUGGUAUUGGGCUCAACGCCCAUGUCUCCCAUUAAUGGCUGCCGCGUGUUUUUUUUUUUGUUUUUGGAGAAGCAUAUUUUU
Morus notabilis is the source of this 1321-nucleotide messenger RNA. RefSeq names its product GDSL esterase/lipase 5. The transcript has 5 exons. The coding region runs from base 33 to 1163 and encodes 376 amino acids. Gene Ontology annotation, molecular function: hydrolase activity, acting on ester bonds. The record is from RefSeq and is a predicted model, not a curated record. Lineage: Eukaryota; Viridiplantae; Streptophyta; Magnoliopsida; Rosales; Moraceae.